This is a messenger RNA of Hemicordylus capensis (graceful crag lizard), 2744 nucleotides long. RefSeq lists its product as uncharacterized. NCBI's taxonomy places the organism in Eukaryota, Metazoa, Chordata, Lepidosauria, Squamata, Cordylidae. The coding region runs from base 1 to 1065 and encodes 354 amino acids. The transcript has 2 exons. The record is from RefSeq and is a predicted model, not a curated record.
AUGGCGCGGCGGCGCUGGCCCCCUCCUGCCGCCCCGAUUGGGCGCAGCUCCCAGGAAGGGGAUGCGGAGGCGGGGCCCCGAGAGGGCGGGGAGAGCGGCCGCCGAAGGGAAGGUGUCCGUAAGAGGAGCGAAGGCCCGCCUCCGCGGCUCGCUCAUUGGGCGGGGGUCAGCGGCAGCGGCCAGCCUUUGGCGCGCGGGGCUGUCGCUUGCGGGCGAGGCCCCGCCCGCGAGGGCGCGCGGAGCCCGCCCCCUCGGCGGCUGGGAGGCCCCGCCCCGUCCUCGGGGAGCCCUUUUGUGGGAUGUUUACAUCGCCGCCUGGGCCGACCCAGCCGCGCUGCACCGGUGCGAGUAGCACGCCAAGCCGGCCUCCCUGCCGCCGAGGGCCCUCGCACGAGAGCACUCAGGCAAUGCACCAGCACCCGCGUGCAGACUGCAACGACGUCACGCACGCCAGCCAAGCCGCUCGCACAAGCCUCCCAGCUGACCUCGCGGCGGCGGCAUCUGCCUCGCUUACGGGCAGGGUUGCCAACUUUGCUUCCCAGCUCCUGCUCCUAUGCCUUUGACAAUCGUUUGGGCAGCAGGCGCUUAUCCCUUGCGCUUCCACCAUGGCUGGUUUCUGCAGCUCAAGGGGCUGCAAAAGGCACCCGAGUAGGCCAGGGAGGCCCCCCCCCGCCCGAUAAGUUGGAAACCCUACCUACGAGGCGCAGGCAACCCCUUCUCCUCGCCCCAGGCAGCGCGGUAGCAGGCCAUCAGAGCCAACGUGGUGCGAAAAUGCGGAGCGAGCCAUGCACAGAAGUCAAGCGCCCAGACAAUAUUCUGCCUGCGAGAAGUCUUAAGCCUUCCUGCAUGCCGCUGAGCAGCGGACAUUUCUGCAAGCGCUCUCUACUGCACACGAGAGAUCAAACAGCCAGGUUUUGUAGCUGCACCGUUUAUCGCCAGCGCGAUCCAGCCUACAGAACUCCAAAGCAGUUUCCCCAGUCCCUAACCAAGAGAAACGUAGCCACUGGCUUUGCCUCAAGAAAGCUCAGCAAGUUUGUAAUUAUUAAAGAGAAAGAGAAGCUUUAGAUUUCCCUAAAAACUGGAUGUUCUUUUUUCCAGGCUCUCCUGUGUGAAUGGUCUUAUUGCUAUGGGCAACAUCACGGAAGAGACUGCAAAUCUUAAAUUUCCCGAUAUCAUUAAGAUAUACAGGACGUAAGAUACUGUGUCCACCUACACAUCCUGACAACGGAACAGGCACACUUGGCAAAUAGAUUUUAGUAUCACAGACAAGUUCAAUCCACACCAGUGAAGAGUAUAAAUUAAUAAAAUAUUUAUGUAAUAACACUUUCCAACAAAAGAGUGGCUUACAUAGCCAAGGAAAAGAUGGUUCCUGUACCAGCAACAACUACUGUGGAUGCUAUACUGGGCUGGAAAGGGAAAGUCACUUUCUCCUGCUGAAUAUAAGGGAACUACCACGUUAAAAUGUGCAAGGUGCCUCUUCGACCAGUUAGCAAGAUCUGUGGUAAGUCACGUCACGCUUCAGCCAUCUGGGACCUGAAAGCCCACCUCCUUCCACCUGAUCCCUCUCUAAGUAACAAGCCGUUUCUGCCUUCAGAGAGGAGGCAGGUGGUGCCCGACAAACAAGCCCUCUUUUGCACCCUGACUCUGUAACACCACUGGGGAUGGGGCCCUCGCUCCGUAGCAGAGCUUUGCACACGCAGCUCUCAGGUUCAAUCCCCGGCAGCAUCUCCAGGUAGAGCUUUAUUUAUUUAAGAUGUAUUCAAGAGAAUGCCUUCUCUGUCAUGAACCCAACACCUAUUGUGAUCAUUUAGGGAGGUCCAGUUCCAGCGGUCAUCUGCCCAUUUGGAAGGCUUGGGACGGGGCCUUCUCCAUGGCUGCCCCAAGACUUUGGAAUGUGAUCCCUGUCAAAAAAAGAGCUUCUCCAUCUCUGGCUGCCCUUAAGAACUCCUUAAGACACACCUGUUUUCCCAGGCUUUUAGUUUAAACACAUUUUAACCACCGCCUAGAGAUGUACAUAUUAGGCGGUAUAGAAAUAUGAUGAAUAAAUAAAUAUUUUAAUUGUUUUGUUUUUCCCUGCUGUAUUUUUAAAACAAUGUACACCUCCUACAUACAUUACAUGGUUUACAAAUAUGACAGAUAAACCUUGCAUAAUACACCUUGCCAGCGUGGUAUAGUGGUUAGAGUGCUAGACUAGGACCGGGGAAACCCGAGUUCAAAUCCCCAUUCAGCCCUGAGACUUGCUGGGUGACUCUGGGCCAGUCGCUUCUCUCUCAGUCUAACCUACUUCACAGGGUUGUUGUGAGGAGAAACUUAAGUAUGUAGUUACUGGGCUCCUUGGAGGAAGAGCGGGAUAUAAAAUGUAAAUAAUAAUAAUAAUAAUAAUAAAUAAUGUUCGGGACUGUAGGGAGAAGGCCUUUUUAGUGGUUGCACCCCGUUUAUGGAAUAGCCUCCCCAGUGAGGUUUGCCUGGCUUCAUCACUUUGUUCUUUUAAAUACCAGGUUAAAAGACCUUUUUGUUCACUCAGGCCUUAAAAUUUUCAUUUUCAAGUUUGACUUUUAACUGAUUUUAAAUGAGUUGCUUUGUAUUGUAUUUUGUAUCCCCACCCCCUCCGCCCUUUGGUCUGCGAUGUGUUUUAUUUCAUGUUUGAAUGCUGUGUUGUGAACCACCUAGAGAACAAUCUGUUAUGGGGCAACUAACAAAUAAAAGAUUAUUAUUCAUUAUUAUCAUCAUCAUCAUCCUCCACA